GCUGGAGGCCUGUUUUUCUCACAUGCGUUGAGGGACGUUCGAUGAGUCGCAAACAGCACAAUCGAACGUUUGAAACUUGUUGGUUAAUAAGUCGGCGAUUCGCAGCCAACAAAAGAGUUCUGAAUCAUCUGUGCAUCUACAUUUUCCCAUUUCUCCUGGCAUUUCAGAAAUCCCUUGACAGUUGAAAUAGCAUAAGAAGGAUACGUUUUCCCUUCUCGUUGCCGUGUUUGACAAAGUCCCGGCAAAGCCAUAGCUAUUCGGGCGAUGGAAUCCAGUUGGCUUAAUUUUCAUGACCUGGCUAUUCGACGGAAUCGAUGUUGUUUCAAACGGUUCGUCGUGGCAGCAAUCAUUGGCUGUUGCCUAACGUUUUUAUCAAGACACGUCAUGGUCCAGCAACUAGAAACACUGGAGUCCACAGAAUUUCGGAAAUUUAUUUUCAUGAAAACUCACAAGUGCGGCACUAGUACUGUCGAAAACAUCAUAUUCCGGUUUGCAUUGAAGAAUGAACUGAACAUUGUAUUGCCCGAAGAGGGCAGCUACCUGUCGAGAGAUGAGCUUUUCGACCAUAACUCACUAAACACCACAAAAUGGAAGGAUCUCAAUUUCGAUAUAUUCGCGUUGCACAAUCGCUGGAACAAGAUAGAAGUUCUGGAGCUUUUGCGCGAAGAUGUGCCGACCUUCACCAUAAUUCGUGAACCCGUCGAAGUCUUUGAAUCCUUGUUCCACUACCUCGAUCCUAAAUUGAAAAACUUCUACGGCGUCCAGGAUAUUCACGAUAUGGUCCGCACUAUCAAAAACGCCACGUUAUCAGAUGUAGUGGAAAAACGUUAUUUGCGUCAUAUUGGGCGCAACCAAAUAGCCUGGGAUUUGGGGAUAUCGCCCGACCUCUUCGACAACGAAACCGCCAUAACGGAAGAAAUUGAACGUUUGGAUCACGAGUUCCAUCUUGUGAUGAUUGCCAACAGGAUGGACGAGUCCCUCAUCCUCUUGAAGCAAUUGCUCAACUGGCCUCUACAAAAUGUUGUCCACCUAGAUUUGAAUAGGAGGAAGCCGGAAAAGUCUUCCAAGUUGAGCGCUGCUGAGAAAAAGGUGCUCGAGAAAUGGUUAGCAGCUGAUGUCCAGAUCUUUCAAUAUUUCUCUCGUCGGUUCGACGAAAAAGUAGCCGAAUUCAAUUGGAAAUAUUCGACAUCACCAGCCGGCCGUCUUGACGUCGAUUCUGCCAUUAAGAGACAGACUCAAUUACUGGAGGAAGCCAACAGUCAGCUGUAUGAUCGCUGCGUAAUCAGCGAAGUGGGCAAUGAAGAGCUCGUCAGCAAAUACAAAACUUACAACGACAAUAUCAUGGGGUACUCCAUCAACGAGGAACAGGAAGAUUGUGGUUUGUACGUUAUGAGCGAACGCAGUUUUUUGAGCACCUUCAGAGACCUACUUUUAUCAAAAAUAACGACAACUUCCAGCGUAUUCAAGUGGUUUUGAUCAAUAAAAAGUCGAGCAAAUGAUUUUAUGGUGUCCAAUAAUAUGAGAUUAUACAAUACAUUGGUUUUUCCUGAU
Molecule: messenger RNA, 1551 nt
Organism: Daphnia magna
Lineage: Eukaryota; Metazoa; Arthropoda; Branchiopoda; Diplostraca; Daphniidae
Product: galactosylceramide sulfotransferase
Exons: 6
Coding region: 265-1476 (403 amino acids)
Biological process (GO): glycolipid biosynthetic process
Cellular component (GO): membrane
Molecular function (GO): galactosylceramide sulfotransferase activity
Source: RefSeq, a predicted model, not a curated record